Fukomys damarensis (Damara mole-rat) is the source of this 2046-nucleotide messenger RNA. It is a transcript of the gene Nkpd1, whose product is annotated as NTPase KAP family P-loop domain containing 1. Lineage: Eukaryota; Metazoa; Chordata; Mammalia; Rodentia; Bathyergidae. The transcript is spliced from 6 exons. Bases 450 to 1874 code for a protein of 474 amino acids. The record is from RefSeq and is a predicted model, not a curated record.
GAGGCUUCACCUGCCGCCGCCCGCGGAAGCAUCCUUCCGGCCUCUGCCCCCCGGAGCCCACACCCUGCCACGCUGUGCUGGCCACGAGCUUCGCUGCUCCCCGAUUUCCCCUCCCUUCGCAUGGGCCCGGCCCGAGAACUCAUUCAAGCUCUGUCCUGGCCGUUUCCCAACUCAGCCGCAUCUGACCUCAUUCCCCUAAUGUUCCGGGGCCGCCCCUGCAUCGCCCGGGCUCCGUGCCCCCAUCCAACCCCAGUGGCCCGCGGCCGGCCACUCUCCACCCUCCUGCGGGGCUGUGCCUCCCUCUUCCACUUGGGCCCGCGACCCCAGGACCCAGGACCCAGUCACGGCCACUCGGGGACCCCAACCUCGGCUCUCCACCACUUGUUUACUGGGCACUGAGCUCGCUGUGUCCCCGGCGCAGGAGCAGGCCCCCGAGGCCGCGGCCCGCCAUGCAGAAGCACUACACUGCCCACUCCGUCAAGGGUGCCCGGACCCUUGCCGAACGCUGCUGCCUGGAUCCAGAGUUAGGGCACAAAAAAGGAUGCUGUCACCACUGGCACCAGGACCCAGCGGCCCCUCGAGCCCAUGGGCCCUGUCGGCCAUCCCCCCAGUCACACUGGCAACAGGCCUACUACAGCCACCGGGGGUGUGGCAGUGGCUGGUACCGGGGCCCCAAGGCCCCUGUCCUACAGCAGCAGAAGCAGCGGCAGCCCCAGCCCCCAACUCCCAGCCCCACAUGGCAGCGGCUCAACCUGGUCCACAGGGCCCAGAAGGGGCCGCCUGAAACUGCCUGCGGCUCCUUCACCUCCUACGGCUCCGACAUCCUGACAGAAGAUGACGUCUACUGCAGCUGCCUGGCCAAGACUCUCUGCCACGUGCCUGUCCCUGUGACUGUGGGCUUCUAUGCCCCCUUCGGCUGCCGGCUGCACAUGAUGCUGGACAAGAUCACCAGGCUGCUCAUGGCCGUGUACUCGGUGGGCAAGCACCUGUUCGUGAGCCAGCGCAAGAAGAUCGAGCGGCUGGUGUCGCACGAGAAGUUCGGCAGCCAGCUGGGCUUCAUGUGCGAGGUGAAGAAGGAGGUGGAGCUGCUCACCGACUUCCUGUGCUUCCUGGAGAUCUACCAGCGGCGCCGGCUGCGCGUGGUGCUCGAGGUCACCGGGCUGGACACGUGCUACCCGGAGCGCGUGGUGGGCGUGCUCAACGCCAUCAACACUCUACUGUCCGACAGCCACGCGCCCUUCAUCUUCAUCCUGGUCGUGGACCCCAGCAUCCUGGCCGCGUGCCUCGAGAGCGCCGGCAACAUGAAGGGCACGGCUGACAACGGCUACCUCUUCCUCAACCGCACCGUCACGCUGCCCUUCUCCGUGCCCAUCAUGGGCCGCCGCACCAAGCUGCAGUUCCUGCACGACGCCGUGCAGAGCCGCGACGACCUGCUCUUCCUCGACCGGCAGCAGGCGGGGGGCGCGCCCGAGGCCCGCGCGCGCCUCUGGGACGUGUUCUGUGAUAACAGCCGAGAGCUGCACAGCAUGACCAAGGCGCUGCAGAACGUGCUGGACCUAGACGGUGACCCCGAGCUCUUUGAGCGCUUCCUGGGCUCCGACUUCCCCUUUACCGUGGCCGAGGCGCAGUCCCUGCUGCGCUGCACGGUUAACCUGGACCACUCCAUCCGCCGCCGGAUGGGCCUCAUCCGGGCGGUCAGUGCGCUCAGGCCACCCAGCCCGCCCAAGUCUCCUGCCCGGGAUGCGCCUUCUGCUGCCGGUGGAGCCACUAACACUGCAGGGGCAUCCCCGGGAGGCAGCGGGGCAGGGCACACCAGUGGAACCCACCACCCCCUGGACAAGGCCCACGUGGGCAAGCCGAAGCCAAAAGCCUGAGCCCCUCACACCAGGGGCCCCAGCCGGGUGUGCCCUGAAUGGAUGACCCCAGGGCAGCAAGCCCUCCGUCCACUGCCCCCUCGAGGGUGUAGGGCCACGCCCCCAGCUCACUGUGGCUGUGCCCGUGCCUGCCAGCGGGGUAGGGGAGGGGCAGUGAGGAACUCGGGGCGAA